Messenger RNA from Belonocnema kinseyi, 4352 nucleotides. RefSeq names its product ATP-citrate synthase (gene ATPCL). The coding region runs from base 160 to 3417 and encodes 1085 amino acids. Gene Ontology annotation, molecular function: ATP citrate synthase activity. Gene Ontology annotation, biological process: citrate metabolic process; acetyl-CoA biosynthetic process; fatty acid biosynthetic process. Gene Ontology annotation, cellular component: cytosol. The transcript has 11 exons. The record is from RefSeq and is a predicted model, not a curated record. Lineage: Eukaryota; Metazoa; Arthropoda; Insecta; Hymenoptera; Cynipidae.
GCAACAGUCGGAACAAAUUUGUUCAGCUCGGGUAGUAACUUUUCGUGAAUGCCUGAAUACAAUUGUGUCGGUCGCAUUUAUCUCGUUCUUCGAAAUUUGGUAAGCAGUCAAAAAUAUUCCUCGGAUCGAUCAAGUGCGCUGCGAUUUCAUAGCUGAGAAAUGUCGGCCAAAGCGAUCCGGGAAGCGACUGGAAAGGACUUAAUAAAUCGAAAGCUCCCGGCUGGUACGAAGGCAACAAAAUGCCAGUUCGUUUCGGUCACAGAAAACACAAACUGGCCACAUUUGAUUGCCGAAAAUCCCUGGUUGAAAACGGAGAAGUUGGUCGUGAAACCCGAUCAAUUAAUUAAACGAAGAGGCAAAUUGGGACUUAUCAAGGUUAACGCAGAUCUCCCAACUGUUCAGAAAUGGGUCGCGGAGCGAAUGAACAAGACUCAGCUGGUUGGAAAAGCAACCGGAAAACUAAAGUCUUUCAUCAUCGAGCCGUUCGUACCACACACACCGGAAGAAGAGGCCUACGUAUGUAUUUAUUCGCACCGCACUGCCGACACGAUAUUAUUUCAUCAUGAAGGUGGUGUCGACAUCGGAGACGUUGAUGCGAAAGCCUUGAAACUUGAAGUUCUCGUAGGUUCCGAACCUCCCGAUCAGAAAACUUUAGUCGACAGACUUUUAGUAAACGUUGCGGACGACAAAAAACCCGUAAUUUGCAAUUUUAUCUCCUCUCUUUACAAAUUGUACGUGAAUUUGUAUUUCACUUACUUGGAGAUAAAUCCCCUCGUCGUCACCGAUGAUGCGAUUUACAUUUUGGAUUUGGCCGCAAAACUCGACACGACCGCGGAUUUUAUCUGCAGGCCAGACUGGGGAGAAAUUGAUUAUCCUCCUCCCUUUGGACGAGACGCUUAUCCUGAGGAAGCAUACAUCGCCGACCUGGACGCAAAGUCCGGGGCGAGUUUAAAACUCACGAUUUUGAAUCCCAGUGGGAGAAUUUGGACAAUGGUCGCUGGUGGCGGAGCCUCUGUUAUUUACUCAGACACAAUUUGCGACCUGGGCGGUGCUUCCGAAUUAGCAAAUUAUGGAGAAUAUUCCGGGGCGCCUAGCGAGCAACAAACCUAUGAAUACGCAAAAACGCUUCUAGGUUUAAUGACUAAAGAAAAACACCCGGAGGGAAAAGUUCUCAUCGUUGGAGGAGGAAUUGCGAAUUUCACUAAUGUAGCUGCAACUUUUAAGGGAAUUGUCAAAGCCCUACAGGAAUUUCAACCUAAACUGGUCGAGCAUAAUAUUAAAAUAUUCGUGAGACGAGCUGGUCCCAAUUUUCAGGAAGGUCUCAGAAUCAUCCGUGAGGUUGGAAAAAGACUCGCAAUUCCUGUGCACGUUUUCGGCCCAGAGACUCACAUGACAGCCAUUUGUGCAAUGGCACUGGGAACAAAACCAAUUCCCGACCCGGAAGCUCAGGAGUUUUCAACAGCAAAUUUUCUCCUUCCUUCGGGUCAGGAUGUUGGACCUAGUGCGAAGACCAAUGGCGCUGCUGGGUCGUCAGGUGCGCCACGGGUAAAGAAGGGCGAUUCGGUCGAUUUUUCAGAGAGCAAGCAGCUGUUUACGAACAAAACACGAGCCAUCAUAUGGGGAAUGCAGACCAGGGCUGUGCAGAGUAUGCUGGACUUUGAUUUUGUUUGCCGAAGAACUGAGCCCUCGGUGGCUGCUAUUGUUUAUCCCUUUGUUGGUGAUCAUAAGCAGAAAUUUUACUGGGGACAUAAUGAGGUUUUGAUUCCCGUUUACAAGCAAAUGAAGGACGCAAUGAACAAACAUCCAGACGCGGACGUGAUGGUUACUUUCGCGUCACUAAGAUCGGCCUACGAUUCUACAAUAGAGACUCUCCAGUUCCCCCAGAUCCGAACCAUUGCCAUAAUCGCCGAAGGGAUCCCAGAAAAUAUGACGCGCAAAUUAAUUCUUCAGGCUCAUAAGAAAAAUGUGACAAUUAUUGGACCCGCGACUGUUGGAGGUGUCAAGCCCGGCUGUUUCAAAAUUGGAAACACUGGAGGAAUGAUGGAUAAUAUCCUCCACAGCAAAUUGUACCGACCUGGCAGCAUCGCCUACGUUUCUCGAUCAGGAGGAAUGUCAAACGAGCUGAACAAUAUAAUUUCGAAAGCCUCGAAUGGAGUUCAGGAAGGAGUUGCAAUCGGCGGUGAUCGUUAUCCGGGAACGAAUUUCAUGGACCACAUUAUGCGAUACGAGUCCAAUCCGGAUGUGAAAUUGAUUGUGUUAUUGGGAGAAGUUGGUGGAGUUGAGGAAUACGAGGUCUGUGAAGCUCUGAAGGCAAAGAGAAUCACAAAACCUCUGAUCGCCUGGUGCAUCGGCACCUGUGCUAGUAUGUUCAAGUCCGAUGUUCAAUUUGGACACGCUGGAUCGUUCGCGAACAGCAAUAUGGAGACUGCCUCUGCUAAAAAUACCGCUCUCAAAGAAGCCGGCGGUUAUGUACCUGAAAGUUUCGAUAAUCUCGGAGACCUCAUUCACAGCGUUUAUCAGGAACUUGUCAAGGACGGCACUAUCGUUCCUGAACCGGAAGUUCCCCCGCCAACCGUACCGAUGGAUUACAGCUGGGCUAGGGAGUUGGGUUUGAUUCGAAAACCGGCCUCGUUUAUGACAUCGAUUUGCGACGAGCGUGGCCAAGAACUUCUUUAUGCCGGAAUGCCAGUGACGGAAGUGCUGAAACAAAAUGUUGGAAUUGGUGGUGUCGUUUCGCUUUUGUGGUUCCAACGCUGUCUACCAGCGACUUAUUGCAAAUUUUUAGAAAUGACACUGAUGCUCACUGCCGAUCAUGGACCUGCGGUUUCCGGAGCUCACAACACAAUUGUUUGUGCGAGAGCAGGAAAGGAUCUCGUCAGUUCUCUAGUCUCUGGAUUAUUAACGAUUGGCGACCGAUUCGGUGGGGCUCUGGACGGAGCAGCUCGUAUGUUUUCCGAAGCUUAUGACGCCGGACUUCAUCCCCAGGAGUUUGUCAACAACACAAGAAAAAAGGGAAAACUUAUUAUGGGAAUUGGGCACCGUGUCAAGUCGAUCAAUAAUCCGGACAUGAGAGUGAAACUAAUUAAGGAGUACGUCCUGGAGAAUUUCCCAACGAAGCCUCUCGUCGAAUAUGCGCUGGAGGUCGAGAAAAUCACAACGAGCAAAAAACCGAAUCUGAUUCUCAACGUUGAUGGAAUUGUCGCUUGUGCAUUUGUCGAUAUGCUGAGGAACAGCGGCACCUUCACGAGGGAAGAGGCGCAGGAAUAUAUUGAAAUUGGUGCCAUUAAUAGUCUCUUUGUUCUUGGCAGAAGCAUAGGAUUUAUUGGUCACUAUAUGGACCAGAAGAGGCUGAAACAAGGUCUCUAUCGUCAUCCUUGGGAUGACAUUUCAUACGUCCUGCCGGAGCAGUACAAUUAAUAAAUAUAUAAUAAUACAAUUCAGUCAUCCCAUGUAAAAAAAAUUAACAAAAAUCGCUUCAUCACUUUUGCCCAACAAGUGAUUGAUAAUUGAAGUUUCCAUCACGAAACUUUUAAUAGUGAACUUUCCCGAUAAGGAAAGAAAAUCUCAUUUUUAAAAGACCUCGCCACUUUUUAUUCAAUCUGGUCAUUUUUUGAUUUUGAUAUUGAGUAACGUUUACCAAAAUCGAUAUUCAAUAAUCGAUUAACCACAAGGAUUGAAUUAUUAUGAUUAGGUUAAAAAUAAUGAUUUUAUUUCCGUAUAAUUCGCAUCCAACAUUCCACGCUCUGCAUUUUUGUAAUUCUUCCCUCUCUCUCUCUCUUUUUUUUUUUUUUGGUUUUUGUUUGCGAGGCGCCCGAGAAUUUUUUUCUAAACUGUAAAUAGUCGAAAGUACAGCAGCACAAACAAAAUAAAAUCUUAUUGCACCCAGAUCUGAAGAGAAAAAAAAUGUUUGAGGAAAAGAAUUGUAGAGUGGAGAAGAGAGAAGUUUAGGUAGGUUUUAGAAAGAAAGAAAAACAAACAAGAAUUUUAAAUUAGGGGAAGGUUGGCGACGCCUUUUGCACAAGAGAAUAAAUAAAAUAAUCUAGAAUGGAAGAAAUAGGAAGAGGAAAAAAAGGCCCUUAAGUUUUCAGAAUGAAUUGUGAAAGAAAUAUAGCGACAUGUAACAGUGAAACAUGUUAUGUAUAAUAUUUAUGUAUGUACGUAUUAUUUAAGGUUUUACCGUGUCUCCGACUUAAUCGCACUGAACGUUAUUUUACGAAGUAUAGGUGAAAAACGAGAACUCAAAGAGGCGGUUGUCGAGUACGAUUAUCUGUAAAAAUAGGAAAGAAAAUCAAGUCUUCUGGCUGUAGAUGCAUGGAUGAAUAAUAAUAAAUUGCCGAAUUCGAAACGAAAAA